CCCCUCAUUCACCCAUCUACUGCCUUGUCCAGGACCAGGAAUAAGGAUCGAGAUUCGCAUGGCGUCGACCUACCAGCUACCCCAUCCUCCCCCAUUGACUGCUUACCCAUCACUCGCAUCCCGCUGCCGCGUUCGCAUGGCCUCCGCCGCGCCCCUCGGAGUAUCUCACGACACAGGGGUCACGGUUCCCACAUCGGAUAGUGUUGGCCAGAAUGAUUUACUGAUUGUUGGACCAGGCGUGCUUGGUCGAAUCGUAGCUGAUAAAUGGCAACAGGAGCAUCCAGGUUGCAAAAUAUUUGGCCAGACUGCAACCACAGAUCAUCACAGUGAACUAACUAAAAUUGGGAUAAUUCCCUCCCUGAAGGGAUCCAGAGGUUGUCAGAAAGUUCCAUAUGUUAUUUUCUGUGCUCCUCCAUAUCGUACAGAUGAUUACCCUGGGGAUCUUAGAGUUGCAGCAUCAAACUGGAGUGGGGAAGGCUCUUUCCUGUUCACAUCAAGUACUGCCGUGUAUGACUGCAAUGACAAUGGAUUAUGCAGCGAGGAUUCUCCUUGCGUGCCAAUUGGCCGGAGCCCUCGAACCGACGUCCUUCUAGAAGCAGAAAAUGUUGUCCUUGAGGCAGGAGGCUGUGCUCUCAGGCUAGCAGGACUUUAUAAAGCGGAUCAAGGUCCUCACAUUUUCUGGCUGUCAAAAGGAUCUGUAGAUGCACGGCCAGAUCUCAUAAUCAAUCUGAUCCAUUAUGAAGAUGCUGCUUCGCUUGCCAUUGCCAUUAUGAAGAGGAGACUUCGCAGUCGGGUGUUUCUGGGCUGCGACGAUCAACCUCUAUCCAGACAACAGAUAAUGGACCGUGUUAACAGGAGUGGGAAAUUUGAUGCCAAGUUCCAGGGCUUCACAGGGACUGAUGGUCCUUUGGGGAAGAGGAUGAAUAAUUCCAAAACUCGGGCUGAGAUUGGAUGGCAGCCCAAGAAUCCUAGCUUCACGGAAUUCCUUGGUCUCAGCAAUUAAUAUGUUACCGACCGUAACAUUUCUGUUCUUCCAGAUGAAUAUUUGUAGCACAGUGGAUUUGAUCAUGGAUAUUACCUCAAUUAUGAUUUCUUCCCCUAUUGUUCUCCGUUA
Messenger RNA from Brachypodium distachyon (stiff brome), 1114 nucleotides. RefSeq lists its product as uncharacterized. NCBI's taxonomy places the organism in Eukaryota, Viridiplantae, Streptophyta, Magnoliopsida, Poales, Poaceae. The transcript has 9 exons. Bases 59 to 1003 code for a protein of 314 amino acids. The record is from RefSeq and is a predicted model, not a curated record.